AAAAUUUAUCUAUGAUUGAAACCAUAGAAAACAAAGAUGAAAUAAUAAAAAAUUCGAUUAAUUUUAUUUGGAAGACAACAAGUGAAACAGCUAUAGCAGUAAUCUUUAAUAAUGAUCCCUUACUCUCAGCUACCCUUACUCUCAACGACGAAACAUUCAAUACAAUAAACUUGGAUACACCUAGUUGUGCUAUUCAAGCUGAAGAUAUUAAUCUUGAUAGACAACCUAGCGAUAUAUCAUUUGAAAUAGAUAGUAAUGCACAAGAUGAGGAAUUGAGUUUUAAUGUAGAUGAUAAUAUGGUAGAUAAUUCAAUAGAAUAUGAUUAUUCUGUGUCACAACCUCUUGAA
Messenger RNA from Racocetra persica, 347 nucleotides. The record is from the annotation of a GenBank genome assembly. Lineage: Eukaryota; Fungi; Glomeromycota; Glomeromycetes; Diversisporales; Gigasporaceae.